AUGAAUUUAUCAUUCAGCAGGAAGCAGUACAACUGGAUGUUCAUCACAACAAACUUAACAAUCACACUUUUAGGAGCAGACUUCCUAAAAGCCCAAAUCAUGAUGGUGGGUAUAGUGGAACAGCAGCUGAUCACACAACCCAUCCCCAUAACCCCUCUCCCUCCGACUCCAGCACAAGAGAAAAGUCCCCUCCUACAGGAGUUUCCAAAGGUAUUUAAGGAUGGCCUGCAACAAGACCUGACCAAACCCGCAAAGCACCACAUCCAGCACUGCAUAGUCACCGAAGAUCACCCAGUGCAUGCCCGUUUCAGAAGAUUGACCCCAGAAAAACUCUUUCAUGCCAAACAAGCUUUCGAGUUCAUGGAACAAGCAGGAAUGUGUCAAAAAUCCUCCAGCCCCUGGGUAUCUACCCUUCUCAUGGCACCAAAACCUGAUGGCACAUGGCAACCCUGUGGCAACUACCAGAGACUUAAUAUCAUGACUACCUAA
Messenger RNA from Macrobrachium nipponense, 489 nucleotides. RefSeq lists its product as uncharacterized. The transcript has a single exon. The record is from RefSeq and is a predicted model, not a curated record. Bases 1 to 489 code for a protein of 162 amino acids. NCBI's taxonomy places the organism in Eukaryota, Metazoa, Arthropoda, Malacostraca, Decapoda, Palaemonidae.